AUGCCUGAGCUGACGCUUGAUUUGGCAGAAUACACCUUGCUUCCACUUAAUCUUGGCGACAAAGAUCACAAAGACAUUGUUUUUGUUGGGAAAAACUCGGGUAUGUUUGGACGAGAUAUCAAACACAAAUUCAAGGGGAAAACCAUGGUUGAAAGUGCGGAUUGGUGGACUGCAAUCAAUGAACAUAUGAAACAGAUGGGAACACGGACUUUGGUUGGAACACCCACUACACAGCACUCAAAACCAGCUUUUGCUGGUACUGCUCCUUUACCAAAAGAAGGUGCAGAUGGAUCGACUGGACUUUCUCAACGCGCUGCUGCAUCUGUAGCUACUGCGAAUGCUCCGUCGACGUCACUUCAAGCUCGAUUGGGAGCCGUUGUAAGUCAUAGCAAAUCCGAUACGAUUCAUGCUACUUCUGGUACACGACCAGUGAGUAUGCCUGCACCACCUCUACCUGGUCGACCCAAAAGUACUAUUGUACCUACAUUGAGACCCAAAUCUGGAUCGCUUAUUGACGAAUCAUUUGAUGAUUUGCCUAGUAGGAGAGAUUCGUUAUCACCUCCGAUUUCUUUUACAACUACUUCAAAUGAUCAAAUUCCUACACCUGCUCAUGUAGCUGAUUUUGCUUCAUUUCCACCUCCCGACACGAAUGACAAGACCGAGGUGGGCAAUGUAUCUGCUUUAUCAUUAAGUGAACAAAUAGAAAUGAAAUUAAGCCAUGCUACAAGUGGUGGUCAUUCUCAUGAUGAUCCUGUUGAACUGGACACGCCAUCACCCAAAGCAAAACUAGCUAGUCUAUCUACCGGAACUAGCAAUCCAUGGGACACAUUUCAAGACGAAUCGGGUGGUUGGUAA
Molecule: messenger RNA, 855 nt
Organism: Batrachochytrium dendrobatidis JAM81
Lineage: Eukaryota; Fungi; Chytridiomycota; Chytridiomycetes; Rhizophydiales
Exons: 1
Coding region: 1-855 (284 amino acids)
Source: RefSeq, a predicted model, not a curated record